CACAAGAAUCCGAAAGACGAAGAUCGAAUCCCCCACCUCUCUUCUGAUGAGGAGAAUUCUUUAUUCCAAAGUUUAAAAAAACAAGAAAAGGAACAAGAUUGCAGUGCACAAAUGCGCUCCUGUUUUCUCUCGAUCAUCGCCAUGGACAUGUAUAUAAUGCGGUACGACCGUUUUCGCCACUGUUGAGGAAGCAAGCAGCAGCCUUUUCGGCUCUCCAUUUUGAAUUUCAAAUUUUAAAUCUUUCCACUUCGGAGUCGACGAGGACGAGACACGACCGCACAAUCCCGCCAGGGGAACUGCCGAGCGAAGGAAAGAUUCCUGGGUUUCGUGGGUUCGCUUGGUUUGCGGAGGUUGCUGCGAAGCCCAUGGGAGAGUCCACUUGUUUCAUGCAACCCUUCUCUUAUGCUUCGGGCCUUCCCGGGGAACAAAGCAAGGGGAACCCCAUUCAUGCCCUAGGGCAAUCGGUUUCGUUUGGGAGGUUUGUGACAGAUUCGGUCUCGUGGGACAAGUGGUCGGUUUUCCCUCACAACCGCUAUGUCGAAGAGGCCGAGAAAUUCUCUCGGCCCGGAUCAGUUGCGCAGAAGAAAGCCUUCUUCGAAGCUCACUACAAGGAAAUCGCUGCCCGAAAAGCCGCAGCCUUGCUUGAGCAGCAAGCAAAUGCUGCCUCGGCAGACGCUGCAAAGCCGAGCUGCAAAGUCGAAUUGCGUAAUCCCACUUGCUAUGAGUUCCCUGAAGAUGUUUCCAGUUCUCAGACUAUUCUAGGCGAAUCACAAGAGGUCCAGGAAGAUAAUAAUGAGGUUGGAUCGGCUAUCGAGGGCAAUGAAAUUAGCUGGAAUGUCGAAGUCAAAGAAACUGUUGAGGAAAUUAAAGAAGUUGAUAGCAUCAAGGAGGAUGAUGGGGCUGAUCUGGUGACUGAAGCACGGGUUCAUGCUAAUGAUUAUGUAGCGGAGGAACCAUUGGGGCGGUUAGAGGAGGUUGAUAACGGCGACGAAUUUGAGCAAAGUGGGACACCCGAAAUGGAGAAACCUCUUUUGAAGGAUGAUGGGGCUGAUCUGGUAACUGAACCACAGGUUCAUACUAAUGAUUAUGUAGCGGAGGAUGUUGAUAACAGCGAAGAAGUCAUUGAAGAUGAGCAAAGUGGGACACCCGAAAUGGAGAAACCUCUUUUGAAGCAGAAUUCGGCUGAUCAAGGUGUUCUAGUUUCCACGAUCAAGAAGAAAUCAGCAGGCUUCUUGUUAAAGUCGGUGGGGUGCCUGCAAGCAUCUAGCAAUCCGUCGUCACCGGUGAAAUCCACAACAGCAGCACUUAGCUGGAAAGAGAGGUGUGCUACUCCAACCACCACAAAGCCUAAACAAGAUUUUACGAACAGAACAAGAACGACCCCGAAGCAGCUUCUUCCCGUCAAUUUGACGCCAGUUCGAGAGCUGAAAAGGACAACUCCUAUCUUCACUGGGAAGACCGGAAGUUCGAAAAUAGGCGUCAAUUCCUGUAAGCCGCCAAGUAAAGAAUGCCAAACUCCCCUGAAGACUCCUACCAUGGUGCAGGUACAUGCAUAUAGGACACCGAAGCAUUCCUUGGUCACCCCUCAGUCAGCUAACAGAAGAACGCCAUGUGAUGGCUCAGCUGUUGAACGCUUGAAUACUGGCCCUAAGAGGCGUUCUAUUGCGCGAGAUUGUUCAAAGUUCUUGAGCGCCUGCAAGAACAAAUUACAGUCACCCAGCUUAUCUACACCCUUUAGAUUGAGGACCGAGGAAAGGGCUGCCAGGAGAAAAGAGAAGCUAGAGGAGAAAUUCAAUGCUGACGAAAAGGAGAAAGUCCAGCUACAAAAAAAAGUAAAGGAGAAAGCAGAAUCAGAAAUGAGGAAAUUUCGUCAAAGCUUUUGCUUCAAAGCCAGGCCGCUUCCCGAUUUCUAUAAAGAAAAAACGAUGCCGCCGGCGGAUGGUCAUAUGAAAAAGCCAACAGCGGCUUGUCCUCAAACACCAAAGACGGGAAAAAAGCCAAUGACAACCACGACAGUACAGAGCACAUCCUUCCUACCACGACAAAGGCCUUUAUUCAACAACAACAACGUUACCAAGCAGGUUCAAGGAAAAAAUGAUCGGAUAUUAUUUCCUCAAGCAUCGCUAUCUGCACUACUAGCUCACGAGAACAGAUCGCCGAACAUUCAACUAGGAUAAGAGGAACUUUAUGGUACUGUAUUGAUCUUGAGAGAGCUUUUGUUGUCUGGUUGCGAAUCCGAGCAACUUCUGCCACUGUAUUUUGUCAGAAUCGAGCUUUAUAAUUGCAUUGCCAGAGAAGUAGAUAAACUUUAAUCUGAAA
Messenger RNA from Syzygium oleosum, 2319 nucleotides. RefSeq names its product protein WVD2-like 7. The transcript is spliced from 9 exons. The coding region runs from base 366 to 2177 and encodes 603 amino acids. NCBI's taxonomy places the organism in Eukaryota, Viridiplantae, Streptophyta, Magnoliopsida, Myrtales, Myrtaceae. The record is from RefSeq and is a predicted model, not a curated record.